AUGUGGUCAUUUGUGCAGCGUCGUCAAAUACGGCAGCUCGUUCAAAAAACCCAUGGAGCUGACCUCAAGCAAUCUCCAACAGCAAUCGAAAAAGGCAUACCGCCGCCUCGUCGACCCAGUCGCUUCUACAUCCCCAAGUCACGCGACAGCAAAGAAAACCAACGAGUAGACCCAGGCGAGGAAAUAAUCGUCGAAUUCGAACAAGAAGACGCCCUCAACCCCCAAAACUGGCCAUUGGCAUCACGAUGCAAGAACCUCGCCAUCCUCUCGUUACUCAUCUUCGUCCAAGGGUGGGCAGGCUCAUCCGAGUCCAUGGAGAGUUCUAGAGCGAGCGCAGAAUUCAACAUCAGCAAGGUGACGGAGAAUUUAUCUACUGCCUUGUAUCUCGUGGGUGUGGCAACAGGGGCUCCCUUUGCGGGACCAUUAUCAGAAACGUCGGGCAGAAAUCCAACGUAUCUGGUAUCUACGUUUUGCUACCUGUGUUUCAUACUGGGCUCUGCAAAGUCGUCGACAUUCGGAGGGCGAGUCGUAUGUCGGUAUUUUGUAGGAUUAUUCUCGAGUGCGACGCUGGCAACCAACGGGUCUAGCGUCCGGGACCAGUUCCGCGAUGUGAAGAGGGCCUUUGUCUUUCCAAUUAUAGCCUGGGUCAACGUGAUAGGUCCAUGUGCUGCCCCAAUAGCAAGUGGCUGGCUGGUCUCCAACCACAAUCUGAGUUGGCGCUGGCCAGACUGGACAACACUCAUCAUCUCGAGUGCUGCGUUCUUAGUUGCGUUCGCAUUUCUACCAGAGACAUACCCGCCCUUACUCUUAGACUGGAAAGCAAAGGAGCUCCGUCUUGCCACGGGAAAUCACCGAUACACAUCGCAGCAUGCGAGAACAGCAUCAUUUGUGGGCCGACUCAGACAUAAUGUCAAGCUUGGUGCCAAGUUCUGGAUAACCGAGAUGCCCAUCAUUGUGUUUGGCUUGUACCUCAUGCUUCUUUAUAUUCUUCUCUUUACAUUUCUUUCGGGUUUCGAGUACAUCUUCAAGGAUACGUAUGGGUUGUCUGACGGGCUGUUAGGAUCGUGCUUUGCCUCGAUUGCCGCUGGAUCAACUGCCUUUGCUAUCACGGCGCCAUGGCUGUAUAGUUGGGCGCGCAGACAUACAGAGUACGUACGUGGUGCGUCUCUCGAGCCCGAAUUCAGACUUUGGCCAGCAAUGGUCACAUCUCCUCUUCUCCCGAUCUCGUUGUUCUGGCUGGGUUGGACGAAUUAUCCAGGCAUAUCGUUGUGGUCUGGCCUUGCGGCUUGUUUUGUGUUUGGUAUCGUCAUAACAGCUGUGUAUAUCAGUAGUUAUGAGUACAUUAUUGAUAGUUAUGGGGAUCACUCGGCCAUUGCACUGGCGAGUAUCACCAUGGCUCGAUAUCUGGCGGCAGGGGGGAUGGUUAUGGCGGCUCGGCCGAUGUAUGAAGGCAUCGGGGUUCAUUGGACCAUGACGCUUUUGGGAUGCUUGGCAGCUGUGUUAUGUCCUGCACCAAUUAUGUUCUGGUAUUAUGGGCCGAAGCUAAGGGCAAAGAGCGAGUACACAGAUGCUUCGUGA
Molecule: messenger RNA, 1578 nt
Organism: Pochonia chlamydosporia 170
Lineage: Eukaryota; Fungi; Ascomycota; Sordariomycetes; Hypocreales; Clavicipitaceae
Product: major facilitator superfamily protein
Exons: 2
Coding region: 1-1578 (525 amino acids)
Biological process (GO): transmembrane transport
Molecular function (GO): transmembrane transporter activity
Source: RefSeq, a predicted model, not a curated record